UUUGUCACAAUAUUAAAAACCUUUCCAUAUGGGGAAUUACAUGAUGCAUACCAAUUAGCAAGUCGGGCCUCUGAUACUUUAUAUAGGUGAUCUUUUAACAGAAUUACUCAGUUGUAGAAAACGAUCAAAUAAUGGCAGUCUAUAAUUUUCACAAUAUCCUUUUAUUCAUCAUUUUACUACAAGUUUUUCAAAAUACCACAAAUGGAUUAGAACUAACAAAACGAAGCGAAAACAUUCAAGAUUUACGGUAUAUAAAACCAAAAAAAGAAAUAGAAAUAAAAAAUAUCCAAAGUGAUGUUGCUGAACAAAGCAAACAUUCGCGGGUGAAAAGGCAAUUUGGUUUUGGUCCCUAUCCGUAUUAUUAUGGACCAGGUUAUUAUAGGCGUCCCAUAGCUAUACCAAUAAUCGUUGGCGGAGGAAUAAUUGGCGGAGGUUUUGGGGGUUUCGGGCCUGGUGGUUUUGGAGGUCGAGGUUUUGGCGGAAGAGGCUUUGGAGGAAGAGGUUUUGGCGGUAGAGGCUUUGGCGGAAGAGGUUUUGGUGGUAGGGGCUUUGGAGGUAGAGGAGGUUUUGGUGGACGUGGUGGUCGCGGAUAGUUCCGAAAAUCUUUUUUUAAAUAAAAAUGUGUUAAAAUAUUUUUGGUAGGUACCUAAGUAACUAGGUAAUUUUGUUGCAAUCCCUAUUCCCUAUCCCUGUUCUUAGAGCUUAUCAUUAUAGGAGCUUACAGGAGUUUAGAUAAUUAAGGUGGAAGAAAUUAAUUCUAGUAUCGACUAAUUUGUGAGAAUAGU
Molecule: messenger RNA, 785 nt
Organism: Maniola jurtina (meadow brown)
Lineage: Eukaryota; Metazoa; Arthropoda; Insecta; Lepidoptera; Nymphalidae
Product: glycine-rich RNA-binding protein 2-like
Exons: 3
Coding region: 132-593 (153 amino acids)
Source: RefSeq, a predicted model, not a curated record